This is a messenger RNA of Trichoderma harzianum CBS 226.95, 972 nucleotides long. RefSeq lists its product as hypothetical. The transcript has a single exon. Lineage: Eukaryota; Fungi; Ascomycota; Sordariomycetes; Hypocreales; Hypocreaceae. Gene Ontology annotation, molecular function: oxidoreductase activity. The record is from RefSeq and is a predicted model, not a curated record. The coding region runs from base 1 to 972 and encodes 323 amino acids.
AUGGACGCCAUUGUUAUAUCAAAGUUUGGAGGACCUGAAGUUCUCCAGAUCCAACAAGUGCCUAAACCAGAACCCGUUAACGGAGAGGUGCUUGUGGAAGUUUUCGCUUUUGGCGUAAAUCAUGCCGAAAUGCAUAUGCGCAAGGGCGAAUGGGAUGAGUGGAAUCCUAUUUCCGGUUUAGAAUGUGUUGGAGUUGUCGCAGCUUGCCCAAGCGGCGAGAUCGCAGUCGGAACCAAAGUUGUUGGUGUCAUGGGAGGCAUGGGCAGGAACCGUCCUGGAGGAUACGGUUCGUUCGUAAAUGUUCCAAUUGCGAAUGUCGUCCCAAUCAAAACAGAGCUCCCUUGGGAGCAACUCGCCGUUGUUCCGGAAGUUUACUCCACGGCAUAUUCCUGUUUAUUCACAGUUCUCGAUUUGAAGCCUGGCGAGUCACUGCUUAUUCGCGGAUCAACAUCAACUAUCGGCCAAGCCGCUCUUCACCUGGCUGUUGAUGCCGGUGCUCGGGUUACAGCGACAACGAGACGGAAAGAGAGAUUCGACUUUGUAAAGGCGAAGGGCGCCGUUGAUGCCAAACUCGAGCACGAGGGUCUCCAGUCAGAAUUCCCUGCUGGCUUUAGAUUCGACAAGGUCCUGAACUUGAUCGGUAACCGAGUUUUGCUGGAAUCUAUUUCUUUGGCUCGACCUGGUGGCCGCAUGCUUCAAGCAGGCUGGCUCGGCGGCUUGGAUCCUGUCGUCGACUUCAAUCCCAUGAUCCAGAUGGAGCCGGGAGUGCACUUCAGUUUAUUCCACAGCAAAGUGUUAGGCUCGCCGGACUUCCCCAUGUCUGGCAUUCCCCUUCAGGAUAUUGUCAGCAAGAUUGAGAAGGGAGCAUGGGAUGCAAAACCCGCGUUUGUUUUCGAGUAUAAGGACAUCAAAAAGGCGCACGAGAUGCUGGAUUCUCAUGACGCUGGUGGAAAGAUUGUGGUCAAGCAUUAG